Molecule: messenger RNA, 1425 nt
Organism: Alternaria atra
Lineage: Eukaryota; Fungi; Ascomycota; Dothideomycetes; Pleosporales; Pleosporaceae
Exons: 5
Coding region: 1-1425 (474 amino acids)
Source: RefSeq, a predicted model, not a curated record
AUGCUUCCGAAAUCGUUUCGCCUUCCUGGCGAGAUCGAGAAACAUAAAUCCAGUACAACUGCCCACAUCGGCGAUCUCACUAAGACCUACCAACGUGCCAAAUACGUCCUCGUGGACAGUUUUGCAGUCAACAACAUCCCAAAGAGUAUGAGUCCCAAGAAGAUUCGCGAAAAUGUCGCAGAGAGACUUGCCCAACUCGGACCCGUCAGAAACCUCUUCACCUUGGAUAUUUGGAAUAACGCCGCCUUCAUUCCUUAUCCCAGGGAAUUAGCCAGUCUGCAAGAUAUCUUGGGUAUACGCGACAGCUGGUCGUUCAAAGAAAGACAUGUCCAGAUCUUGAUACUCGCCGGCAUAUCCAGUCUACACAAGGUUAACCUGCAGAAGAGUUUGUUUUCGGUGAAGGACAUACUGCUUGUACGUCGACAAAACUUGUUGUAUUUCCAGAUUGCCGGCCUCGAAGACUGCACAUGCUUCGAGGGGAUUGAGCCCACGGACGGGCAGGAACUCGAGUCGUUCCGAAACAUACUGCAGCUUGUUGAUGGGCGAAACAAGGCAGAUAGAUCUGAUCUGAUCUCUGCCCUGCUAUCUACACUAUCAAAUUCGCAAGUACUCGGCAGCAAAGAACUGGCGGCGGCAUAUGAGGAAGUGAGGGCGAAAGACGACAAACUGAGGGCGGAGUAUAAGAAAUGGAGGGAGGAUCAUGAGAAACGGAGGGCGGAACAUGAGAAACGGAGGGCGGAACAUGAGAGACUGCCGCCGUACCACAAGGAUAUCGUUCGCAUGGAACUGGAUGUAUAUAUCGAUGCUAUCGAAAUCUACAAUACUGCGGCUUUCCGUAAACAGUGCCCGCAUGGAGAGAUUGAUGACGAAGAGAUUUAUCACGAAGAGAUUGAUGACGGAGAGAGUUAUGGCGAAGAAAUCGAUGUGGAAGUGACUUAUCACGAAGCGAUUGAUGGCGAAGAGAUAGAUGACGGAGAGAGUUAUGGCGAAGAAAUUGAUGUCGGAGAGACUUACGACGAAGAAAUCGAUGUCGAAGAGACUUAUCACGAAGCGAUUGAUGGCGAAGAGAUUGAUGACGGAGAGAGUUAUGGCGAAGAAAUCGAUGGCGGAGAGACUUAUCACCAAGAAAUUGAUGUCGGAGAGACUUAUCACGAAGCGAUUGAUGGCGAAGAGACUUAUCACGAAGCGAUUGAUGGCGAAGAAAUUGAUGUCGGAGAGACUUAUGGCGAAGAAAUUGAUGGCGAAGAGAUUGAUGACGGAGAGAGUUAUGGCGAAGAAAUUGAUGACGGAGAGAGUUAUGGCGAAGAAAUCGAUGUCGAAGAGACUUAUCACGAAGCGAUUGAUGGCGAAGAGAUUGAUGUCGAAGAGAUUGACGUCGAAGAGAUUGAUGUCGUAGUAGCGACACGUAGGCAUCUUUGCCUCUAG